AUGGCAAGGACUCGAUGGUUGAAGCUAAGUACGAUGAAGUUAACUUGGCAGUGUUUGUUCUCGCCGCGUUUAUACAAGAUUUACAAGGAUGGCCCUAGUGAGAGUAUGUACCAGGCGAAGGGCUUCGAGAAAUGGGGAGAUAGAGUCAUCUCUUCAGCAAGUACAAUCCUGAACAUCGGACUCUACACAUCACCUUUCAUAUGCAUGUACAUAUACAAACGAGGAUUUUUUUCCAUCGAUGAGUGUAAAGGUUUAGCAAGAUUCUUUGGAGGAGUUGGAUGCAUUUUGGCCAUAUCGUUUAUAAUGAGAGGCCUUGGGCGAGCGUCAAAUCCUAAAUAUGUUGCAUUUAUGAAAGCAUUGACAAAUACAACAGCAGAUCACACCACCUAUUUAUCUAAUAUAAGGAAUUAUGACUUCGAAUUUAGAGCUUGGCCUGUCACUUACGCUGUUCCUCCUAAAUUAAAAUCAUCGUGGCUGCAAGGCCACCCUUUCAACAACUGCGCGAAUGUCGAACUGCCAAUGUACCAACGCACUUUUAUUCAAGUGUUGGCAUACGUCGCCACACACACCUUCGCUCUGCGACUCAUUUACCCUGGAUCGUUAGGACUCAUCCACACCUUGUUUUGGGAUGCAUUGUUUCAAGGAAGAGCUCAUCUGGUGGAAUCAUAUGACGGGAAGCGUUCAAAACUGAAGACUGCCGAGGGCAACUUUUUAGAUACCAUGUUCAUAGACAAUAGAAAAUUAUCCACCAAGGGAAAUACACUGGUGGUUUGUUGUGAGGGGAACUCCGGCUUUUAUGAAAUAGGAAUAAUGACUACACCAGUAAAAGCUGGCUAUUCAGCUUUGGGUUGGAACCACCCCGGUUUUGCUGGAAGCACUGGUCUUCCAUACCCGGAGCAAGAGAAAAACGCAAUAGACGCGGUGAUGCAGUUUGCUAUUAACGAACUGAAGUUCGAGCCUGAGGACAUCAUCAUGUUCGGCUGGAGCAUCGGAGGGUACACCGCCGCAUGGGCCGCUGUCAACUACCCUGUGAAAGCCCUGGUGUUGGACGCGACGUUCGACGAUCUGCUACCGCUGGCGGAGAAUCAGAUGCCGUCUUCUUGGUCGCUGCUGGUUAAGGAGGUGGUGCGUUCGUACGUGGACCUGAACGUGGCGGAGCUUCUGUCGGAAUAUGAAGGACCCAUACAACUCGUGCGUAGGACUGAGGAUGAGAUAAUCUGUAUCAGACCGGGGUUGCUAUCAUCAAACCGCGGUAACCAUUUGCUCCUGCGGCUUCUCGAAGUGCGGCAUCCCGAAGCGUUAACCGCGUCCAACGAUAGCGUAGUCGCUGUCAACAGAUACAUCGGGCUGCUGGAGUCGCAACGCGCUGCAUUGGCUCGCAGCGAUAUUUCAAACACCGAUCGGACCUCCUUGCUACUGAUUUCAAAGUACAUGCGGGACUACAAGUCGACGCACUGCACGCCACUGCCUGAAAAUGUAUUCGACUCGAUCGUGCAUAACAUCACCAACAAUAGAAAUUAAAGUCGGUAUACAAGGUUUUACUCCCAAUGUGAAUUGUAAUGAUUUUACAGAGUUAAAAUUUGUAUUAACCGCGUGAAAUGUUAGUUUUACAAAUUCUACAGCGCGCCAAUGAUCACAAGGAGACAUAAACUUUCAUUACUUUUUUGCUAAGUUAGCAAAAAAGCAAUUGGAAGGCUCCAUUACUCCGACACACAUAUUUGGGACUCCAACAUAAGGUACUUAAACGAUCAACUCAAGGUCGACUUUGACCUCGACUGAACUUUCUUGUGCAACAAAGACCCGUACACCGUAUAUAAACAUACUUGAUUUAAACUUAAGAAAGGUACUGGGUCAAGAGCGCGUCAAGCUUGACGCUUAAGUUUUAAAUCCAACUCUGUGCCGCUUACAAUAAGGACCGUUCAAAGUACAAAAUGUCAAGCUUGACGGGCUCUUGGCUGUGCCUCGUUUUCUAAAACUUACCCAAAUAAUGUAUGUCUGAGACCGUGAUCAGGCCCUGUACUCUCGUUCGCCGUCCGACGCCGACGUCCGUCCGAAACAAAUUACUAUGAAAUAAGUAACACUGGACGAAAAGACGAUGUCAAAUAUGAAGCUUCAUUUGCUUCAUUGCAUCUUUUUAACCGACUUUAAAAAGGAGGAAGUUCUCAAUUCGUCUGUAUGUUUUUUUUUGUACGUACGUUACGCGAU
Hyposmocoma kahamanoa is the source of this 2205-nucleotide messenger RNA. Its product is annotated as protein ABHD16A. Gene Ontology annotation, molecular function: monoacylglycerol lipase activity; glycerophospholipase activity. Gene Ontology annotation, cellular component: endomembrane system. Lineage: Eukaryota; Metazoa; Arthropoda; Insecta; Lepidoptera; Cosmopterigidae. The transcript has 10 exons. Gene Ontology annotation, biological process: monoacylglycerol catabolic process; phosphatidylserine catabolic process. The record is from RefSeq and is a predicted model, not a curated record. Bases 1 to 1521 code for a protein of 506 amino acids.